Moneuplotes crassus is the source of this 1547-nucleotide messenger RNA. Lineage: Eukaryota; Ciliophora; Spirotrichea; Euplotida; Euplotidae. The record is from the annotation of a GenBank genome assembly.
AUGGAGAUGAAAAGAAGAUACUUUGUCAACUUCUGGGAGAAAGUAUAUGCCUCAAUUCAAAUUACAGGCAUCCUGGGCCUAAGUAAUGCUUUUGGAGAUCAAGUAUCUGGAAAUCUAGUCUGAAUAUGGUUUGCUCUAUUUGGAACACUCUUAGUGUGAAAGCUUCUGACUUAUGAGACCCACUGAAGAUUUUCCAUGAUAGUGAAUAACUAUAUAGGAUGGAUCUUCCUUAUUCCUAUCUAUCUUCUCACUAAUGAAGGAUAUAUGCGAAAUAUUUUAACAAGUUUGCUCUCUCUCGCUUGGUUCUCCCUCAGCCUGAUAAAUACUCUUAGAUUCUUUAUCUAUGAUCCUCCAGGCCCUUACGGAGUUGGAGUUAAGCAUGAUAUUAUUAAGGAGAAGACCACCCCUCCUGUGUGUAUCUUCUAUCCUAUAGACAGAGAGCAGUAUGAAGUAGAAGUCAAGGACCCUAAGAAGACUAGUAGCUACUACUUAGAUGGUGAUGUCAGUGCUCCUGGACACAUCCUGAGUGGAGUAGAAGCGAAAUAUUCCCCUUAUAAGGCUCCUUUAGCAUUUUUGCUUCCAGAAAAUCCAACCUUCUUAAUGUACACUUUACAAGAUCAAAAUUAUUUCAGAAUUCAGGCUGUGAAUAACUCUGAACUUCACAAGGAUUUUAAAAAUGGGCAUAAGAAACUUACUCCGGCUGUUCUAUGUCAUGGAUUAGGUUCUUGUAGAGCUCAUUUUACCAUUAUUGCCUCUGCUCUCGCUAGUUAUGGAUGUAUUGUGUAUGUACCGAACCAUACAGACGGCUCUUCUUCAUAUUAUAAGGAUUACAAUCAAGAUCCUCCCAAAGAUUAUUUUUAUAAUAAGUAUGACAGAAAAACUCAUAUCGAUGCCUUUGGAGUCAAAUAUGAACAUCAUGAAAUUAGAAUGAAGUUUCUUAAUAGAAGAAUCGAAGAUGUUGAGUCCAUUCUUAGUUAUAUCGAAAAGGUAUCAAGCAAAGAGUUCCCAAAUAUUGAAAUGACUAAGCUGACCUCUCUUGGCCACUCAAUGGGAGGAAUGACAUCAAUAGAAAAUUGUUAUAGAAAUAAGCAGUUCAAAGCUUGUGUUUCUUACGACCCAUAUCUUCAAGCAAGAGUGAACACUAUUUUAGAGAGUGAUAAAUUUGUGAUCGAUCAGCCACUCUUAUCUCUAAUUACGACAAAUUAUCACUUGACUCCAUUCUUGAUAGAGUUUGAUUCUAAUAAAGUUUACACAAAAUUCAUGAAAAAUAUGAAAAAGCACAGUAAAAGCAAGAUAUAUGACCUUGAUCUUAAAGAUUCAGCACAUCUAACUUACAUGGAUAACUCAUUGACUCUCUCAGGACUUUUCAGCAUGAUCAAGUUGAUCGGCCCAGCCUCUCAAGCAGACAGAAAACUCAAUGAAAUAUGAGACCUCACUCUUGCCUUUAUGGAUGAGCAUGAUUUACUACCGGUAAAAUUUGGCAAAUCUGUCACAGAAUGCCAUGAUGCUUAGAUACAAGAUCUUUAAACUUCAGGUUCAGUUUAUAA